ACUCGGGUCAGCCCUGCGUCGUUGGUGUCCUCGACGCUCUCUUUCUUUCCCCCUUCACUCCUGACGACUAGGACCGGAUGGGAGAGACAGUCAUGGAGGAGGGAAAGCUGCUCAGCGAGGCCCUUAGCACGGUCAAAAUACAGGUCCAGCAGAUGAAGCGGCAUCUCGAGCUGGACCAACUUAUGGAUGCGCUCAAGAGCGCGAGCUUGAUGCUUGCAGAGCUGAGGACGUCCUCGCUCUCGCCGAAGCAGUACUAUGAGCUCUACAUGGCUGUAUUCGAUGCCCUCCGGCACUUAACUAACUAUCUCUAUGACGCGCACACACAAGGCCGGCACCAUCUCGCAGACCUCUACGAGCUCGUACAAUAUGCAGGCAAUAUCGUCCCUCGUCUCUAUCUCAUGAUCACCGUCGGCUCUGUUUAUAUGUCUGUUCCCGACGCACCAGUAAAGGAGAUCAUGAAGGACAUGAUGGAGAUGUCACGCGGAGUGCUGCAUCCUAUCAGAGGAUUGUUCUUGCGCCACUAUUUGAGUGGGCAGACGAGGGACCACUUGCCCAUAGGUGUUGACCCAGGGCCGAUGGGUAACCUCGACGACUCGAUAACCUUCGUCCUUACCAACUUCAUCGAGAUGAACAAGCUAUGGGUCCGUCUCCAACAUCAAGGUCAUUCGCGCGACCGGGAAAAGCGCGAGAUGGAGAGGCGGGAACUCAGAAUUCUGGUCGGCACGAACCUCGUCCGGCUUAGCCAGCUUGACGGUGUGGAUCUGGGUAUGUACCAACAGACGAUUUUGCCAGCGAUCCUGGAGCAGGUCGUGCAGUGUAAGGACGUGAUCGCGCAGGAAUAUCUUAUGGAGGUGGUCAUUCAGGUCUUCACGGACGAUUUCCAUCUUCAUACCCUUGGCCCUUUCCUCUCAGCCACUGCCCAGCUUCAACCAAAAGUCAAUAUCAAGCAGAUCGUUAUUGCUUUGAUCGAUCGACUGGCCGCAUAUGCUGCUCGAGAAGCUGAGAGCGAAGAUCCCGAAGAGACAAAGAGGCAGGAAGAGGCCGCGGCCAAACGUUUGGCGGAGAGGGUGAAGCUGCAGCGGGCCCGCGUCAGGGAGAACGGCAACGUCACGAGCCCGACUGGCGACUUCAAGUCGGAGCAUGACGCCUGGGGAUCUCCUGUCUCAAGUCCCACGGUGCCUUCAAGCGGGGUCAAUGGGACAAACGGGACAAACGGUACCCAUGAGAAUACAGAGCAAGCGGAGAAGAUCGAUAAGGGCAAGGAGAAGGAGGGGUCGAGUCAAGUCAAGAAGUUUAGAGGUGUGCCGGAGAACGUGAAGCUGUUCGAAGUGUUCUGGGAACAGGUCGUCCAAUUGAUCAAGGCACGUCCGGACCUGUCGAUACAAGAUGUUACGGCACUCUUGGUCUCCCUCACGAACCUUUCAUUGAGCUGUUACCCCGAUCGCCUGGAAUAUGUGGACCAAGUCCUCGGCUUCGCCAGGAAUAAGAUUCAGGAGUAUGCCGAUAGCCCUGAUCUUCACACCCAGCAAACCACCAACAACCUUGCCGCUCUUCUUGUCGCUCCUAUCAAAUCUUACACAUCUGUUCUUACCCUUCUUGCGCUAGAAAACUACGUUCCUCUUCUUAACCUUCAAACUUUCGCCACUCGCCGUUCGCUCGCACAUUCGAUCGUCUCGUCGGUGCUGAAAAACGAGACAAUCAUUGAAGCACAAGAGGAUGUGAAUGGUAUUCUUGAGCUUUGUCAAGUCUUGAUCAGGGAGCAACCGGAUGCGGGUGUCGGUAUGGGGAGCACAGGGCCACCGAGUCUGCGAGAUGGAAGGAGGCAUGGGCCAUACGGCAUGGAGAGGGAGGAUCUUGCGGAGGAGCAAGGGUGGUUGGCGAGAAUGGUGCAUUUGUUCAAGUCGGAGUCCCUGGCGACGCAGUUCGAGCUUCUGCAAACAGCACGGAGACAUUUCGAAGCUGGAGGAGAACGGAUGCGUUUCACAUAUCCAGCACUUAUCACCUCUUCCAUCAAACUCUGCCGACGGUACAAGCUCCGAGAACACCUGGAGGAUGAGUGGGAGACCAAAGUAUCUGCCAUUCUCAAGUUUGUCCGACAGCUCACGUCCAUCCUUGCCAACCAAGUGGAGGCACCCACCAUUGCUCUUCGUCUCUUCCUUCUCGCCGCCCAAAUCUCCGACGAAUGCGGGUUUGAAGAUCUUACCUACGAUCUCUACGUCGAAGCCUUCACUGUAUACGAAGAGUCGAUAUCUGAAUCUCGGGCACAGCUGCAGGCCAUCACGCUCAUCAUCGGCACUCUGCAGGGCGCGAAGGUGUUCGGGAUCGAUAAUUAUGACACGCUCAUCACGAAGGCCGCUCUGCAUGGGGCGAAGCUUCUGAAGAAACCCCACCAGACGAGUGCGGUGCAAUUGGCGAGUCACUUGUGGUGGCAGGAGGCCCCGAUAGCUGCCAGUGGGGAAGAUGAGGAGGCAGAGAAGGUCGAGGAGAAAUCAACGCCGGCAACCACUGCGACACCAAAUGAGGAUGGAUCUGAACCUUCGCCGAAGGCUUACCCUCAUCAGGACAGCAAGCGUGUGCUAGAAUGUCUCCAGAAGUCGCUCAGGAUCGCCAACUCGGCAUCGGAAGAUAUUGUUACUACCCAACUCUACGUUGAUACCCUGGAUCAAUACGUCUUCUACCUCGACCGUGGUGCUUCAGCAGUAUCGCCCAAGUUUGUGAACUCCCUAGUACAGCUUAUUACCGGCAAGAUCGACGACAUCUCUUCGCCUGAUGUACACCCCUCGCAACGUGCUCCCGCCGGCCUGCUCGAGGGUGUGCAGACACCUGAGAUGAUCACGAGGCAUUUCAGGAAUACGUUGACCCUCAUUCAGAGGAAGAAGGCUGCGGCCGAGGUUAAGGAGGCGAACGAGAGAUGGGACGAAGUGGACAUUGUGGGAGCAUUGUUGAAGAUGGGCCUGGGGGCACGAUGAUCACCGGUGGUCUGCCGCUUCAUUCAUGAGCCAUAGUCUGCAGGCUGCAUGCUACCAGUGUGGAUUUCCUUCUCUGCGUAUUCAUUGUUUUCUUCCGUGUCUUACGUGCCCUUUCGAUCGAUCUUUAAGGACGCUCAGUGCAUUCGUCGUGCGUUGAUGCCUGUUUAUUCACUUUCUUCUUCCCUUUUGUUCUCGCUUCCUUCCCAGUGUUGUUUUCUUUGUCAUGUCCUGUUCUCUCUCCCAAAUGUUUGUCUUUUCUAGGAUUACCCCACAGCUUCGUGUAUAUUCUUUCUGUGCUGUUGCAUGCAUCUCUAAUGUAAAGGUUGCGAUGCUAUUGACGUUCAUGCCAGUCAAUUGAGAAGCCGGCUGAAACGCCACUGGGGUGUUCUGUCGGACUCUG
Molecule: messenger RNA, 3369 nt
Organism: Stereum hirsutum FP-91666 SS1
Lineage: Eukaryota; Fungi; Basidiomycota; Agaricomycetes; Russulales; Stereaceae
Product: vacuolar protein sorting-associated protein 35
Exons: 11
Coding region: 78-2969 (963 amino acids)
Biological process (GO): retrograde transport, endosome to Golgi; intracellular protein transport
Cellular component (GO): late endosome; retromer complex; retromer, cargo-selective complex
Source: RefSeq, a predicted model, not a curated record